AUGGAGAACCAGACCAAAGACAACGAGCCAGCGCCCUCAUACGCGGAUAUCUUCCAGAACCCUACGAAUAUCUUCUCGGGUGUACGUGUCCCAACUCUCCAAGUUCCUUCGUUCCAUGUUGGUUAUACCCGCGUAAACCAAGAGUCUGACGCCGAAGCAGGCGACAUUCACAAUCACGGUGAUGGCGCCAUUCCUCUAAACCCCAGACCGGUGGAUGGUCAAGCGCACGUCCAUUGCGAAGUCUGUGAUAGACAGAUGGAUAGGCGGGAGAAGGCGAAGCAUCAGCAAUAUACGUGUCAUGUUGUGUCGAGGACAUUUAUCCUGAUCACUUUGUUCAUGAUGAUUUUCGGGAUCGUCGCGGUUACGACGGCUCAUAAGAGAAGGAAGGGUGAUGGUGGUGCUUGA
Messenger RNA from Penicillium maclennaniae, 405 nucleotides. RefSeq lists its product as uncharacterized. NCBI's taxonomy places the organism in Eukaryota, Fungi, Ascomycota, Eurotiomycetes, Eurotiales, Aspergillaceae. The transcript has 2 exons. Bases 1 to 405 code for a protein of 134 amino acids. The record is from RefSeq and is a predicted model, not a curated record.